GCAUGUCUAUUCCAGCUGGUAACGGCGCAACCGGUGCCUCCGGCACUGGUCCCGCCUUGGGAAAAGGGAAUGGAUCUCUCUUCUCUCUUGGAAAAGCAAAGGAGUGGUGCCCAAUUUUCGCUGGAUGAAGGCAACAGCAGCUGGGAAUAUGAGGUGGUGAUUGGGAAUGAACACCAGGCCACACCAAGUCACCAACACCGGCACCGGCCAUGCUAAAGCCUUAUUGUCUUUUUAUGCCGCCAAAGUCAUAACCACGUCAUCCAGCAUAGGACACGUCAAUUCAAGCAGUUUGAGGCAGCCCCGGAAAAUUUGAGAACGAUGUGCAGGACAAAAGCCACGUCACAUAAAGUACUCUACUAUAUUUUUUUAUAAAAAAGUGCUCAUGUAUUUGAGAGCAUCUUCCAUUGCCAGCUCCUUCGAUCGUGGGUGCAAGGGACAUUUUUGUAUCCAGUGAGUCACCAGGACCCACCUGGAAUACGGCCUCCUUUGGAAGCUUUCGCAGGGUGUCAGUUUGCUCCGUGGAGCAAUCAGCCAAUCACCAAUGCCGGUAUCGUGUACGAGUCUAACUCGUAGCUCACGCUAGCUUCCGAGCGAGUGAUCCAUCCAGCUCAAGCACCAUGGAUAGGCUGGCAGCAUGAUGAUGAUGGUAUUGCUAAUCUUUUUUUAUAUAUAUACUCAGCGAUGCUAAUCUUUGGCCCCUCCAGUGCAGUGAAAAGAAGCCGGCAUGCUACUACCAGUUAAUAGUUCAUUGACGUGUAAACUUGUCCUGCGUUCUCGUCUAGAUCCACGAGACCUCAAAUUGCAUAUAUUACAGCUUUUAAACUUUACCCGCCAAAAAGCAGCUCUUAAACUUGCUACAUAUUUUGCUAUGUUUUCUUUUUUUUAAAAAAAAUAGAACCUGUGUUUGUUCCUUGACUGCCUUGUUGGUUUAGAGAAGGUUACAGUACUAUCUUACCCCUUUUGGUCGUCUUCCUUUCUUUUCUUUGAGUGCAUUGUGUGACUUGGGGCUUGUGAUGAUCACCACAGAAAAGGCCUAAGCUGGUUUGUAGCAGUAAGCAGUGCUUGAAGACGAUACUGUAUUUUUCCCCCGCUUGCCAGAUCAGACAUGCUAGCUGAUCCCGGCUGCAGAUCAGGCAUGCAUGCUAACAACUGGGUCCCCCAAACAGGCAUCUAGGUUCUAGGGAGGAGAAAGGGGGCAAAGAGGGAAGCUUUCUGAUGAAAUCUUGUGCACUUGCAGGCAAGUGGUCAAGUUGGCCGAGGGAACAGCCACCUUUUACCAGGAUGAUGAAAUGGAAAUCACAAAGCAAAUGAAAGAGGCUGGUUUCCAGAGUGGAUCUAGUGGGCCAACACUCUCCAGUGUGGGUCCCUGAAAAUGGCAUGGCGGCUUGAGCUUACUACCUGCUUAACAACAUAGCACAUGCAAAUGCAAGGAUAUUCAGAGGACACACUGGACUGAACAUAGUCUUUCUACUUGACUGCAUUUGCAGAGGAAUAAACAAAAGCAGUUGGAAUGCGCUGUUUGCUCUACUUGUUUGUUUAUUUUCCAUUUUCAUAGUCCUGGAGUACUCUCUUUUCUGACAGAAUGAUUGAUAGAUCAUAUGUUGGAUUAGCAGGCACAGACAGAUCAGGCAGAAACGAUCUUCUUCUCCUUCUGAAAGAACGGUGGUGGCCUCUCGUGGUUGAGCUGUCCCUGCGCAUGGCGAUAACGUCAUCUGGGCCCCACCACGCCAAUUAGGUACACAAGAUCUUCCCUAAUUUUCCUCUGUCUCACCGUCUGACACCAAAUUAGGUGCCCGAGAUUAAGAGAUGGCAGCUAUAUUAUAAUGCCGGUCGCCAAAACCAAAAGGUAGGUUGCCAUGGUGACCCUGUGCCAUAUGCUGGGCAGCAGAAUCGAGCUGGCUCCCAUGUCACUAGCUCCCAACAACAGCAGCAGAAGCAGCAACAAAGGAAGGGGUAUUGUUGCUUUGGCUUGAAAUGUCAGGAAGGAAUCAGAUCUUAAGCAGCACUCACCAUCAUGGUUGACAGGCUGAGUGAGAUCAAAUGCUAGAGCUAGAUGGCAACAGGUUCAGCAACUUCAGUGCACUUGUUAGUGAAGUGAUCAUGAGUUAAGUGUGCAGGUCUGCUAAUUAAGCUAAGCUAGGGGCUUACUAACAACCUUUGAUGGCAGCUAGCCUCUCCUUCUGUGAUGGACUAAUAGACAUGGACAGGACGGUGGUCAUCAUACAUCACGCAUUCAUGCAUCUAGGCCGGUCAGCAACCACAGUCACAUCUCUUCUCAUGUUGAAGCUGGUACAGUGUACAGUAUGUGACUAUGUGAGUGCUACUGAUCUGACUGUGCCGAACAGCCAAAGCAAGAAGGAAAGUUAGUGUUGUCAGCUAGUGAGAUUUACAUUGGGCCGUGUUAUUAGCAACAUGUCCCCGGUUUCCUCCAUGGGCCUGGCACUGGCAGCCCAUGGAUAAUGGGCCAUUUGUCACUAAUGGCUGAGAAAGGGCUAUUGAUGAUUGAUUGCCUCUUUGCCACUGUGCCCCAGUCUCUCUCUUCCUUCCUUGGCUUCAUCAUGCAUGCCUACAUUAUAUAUAGAAGACUAGAGUAACCCCUUAAGCUUUGACAAAAGAAGCAAGCAGAGAAAGCCUAAAGCCUCACUUAUUUAGCAUCCAGCAGUACCUUCUUUCUUCAGUGCUCAAAGCUCUCCCACUCUACUCUCCAUUGUAUUGCAUUUCUUCCCUUGGUUGCAUUCUUCUCAGCUAGCUGGCUGCUCAGAACACAACUACACAAAGGCUACCCUUCUCAUUCAUCAGCUGCAUAGUACUAGCAGUAUACACAUGGGGUUCCAAGAGGUGAAGAAGCUGCUGCAUAAUCAGCAUCGCCGCCAUGGCACGCGUGUGGAAGUGGCGGAAGACCGCAGCCAGGACGGCACCAAGGUCUGGGUCCUGGGUCUGUCCGGGAUCGGCGGGAUCGCCCUGCCGCUGCAGCAGCUCAAGCCCGUCAAGACCGGCCGCCGGCGGCACGACGCCAGCGAGGAGGAGCGCGACGCCGGCGGGGAAGACGAAGAGGGAGAGGAAGAGCCCGUGACUCCGAGGGGGGAAGGGUGGAGGAUACCGGCGGAGGCGACGACGUGCCCGCCGGCGCCCAAGAAGCCCAGGACGGCGGUGUCGAUCAUCAGGAGCGGCGCCGGCCGCCGGUGCAACUGCGACGACGGGGAGGUGCUCGACGAGUUCUUCCGCGUGCCCGCGGAUUUGGAGGCCGUCUUUGUCAGCCGAGCUGCCAAGGCGAAUUAGCAACCUGCGCCGGCCUCGCGCGCGCGUCAGUGUAAUGCUUGAGUUCAAGCAGUGAUCGAGGGCUCCAGCAAGAGUGAUGCAACGCAUCUGCUGGUGACUUAUUGGUGCAUGGGUGCCUGAGUGAGAGUGAUAGAGUGAGUGCAGCUGUACAAAGUCUCUUGUGGCACAUGUUAAUGUGAGUCUUCAUUUUGUGAAAUUUUGUUGCAUGGAAUGGCAUUCCUUCUGAAAUUUGCUA
Messenger RNA from Panicum virgatum (switchgrass), 3514 nucleotides. Its product is annotated as cyclin-dependent protein kinase inhibitor SMR6-like. The record is from RefSeq and is a predicted model, not a curated record. The transcript is spliced from 3 exons. Bases 2824 to 3279 code for a protein of 151 amino acids. Lineage: Eukaryota; Viridiplantae; Streptophyta; Magnoliopsida; Poales; Poaceae.